UGAGGACGCCGCGCAAUAUGGCGGCGCCCAUGGCGAGCGCGGGGCCGGGGCCGCUGGCGGCACCGGGCGGGCGGAGCUGGGAUCGCCCGGGAAUGGCGGCCGGGCCGGGCCGGGCCAGGGCUGCCAGGGCCCGGAGCAGGACACCAGAUCCCAUCGAGGACGUGCUCGGGGAGCUCCUGGGAUCCGAUGAGGAGGCCCCGGCUCCGCCCUCCCGAGGUUCCUGCACCCCCUUCCUGCAGGAGCUGGAUCACCAGGAUCCCGUGGAUCACCGGGAUCACCUGGAUCCCAUGGAUCACCCGGAUCCCAUGGAUCACCUGGAUGAGCUGGACGAGCUGGAUGCAGAAAUCCUGGGAAUGGCCAAAGCCGGGUCCAGGCCGGGGAAAUACGGGAAGGGGCCGGGUCCCCAAAAAGCCCCGGCCACGCCCCGUCCCGAUGUCACCUUUGGGGACGACGUCGAUGACCUGAUGGAUUCCCUGGGACUCGGCAGCGGCGCCGACAGAGCCGGGAGCGCGCCGGGAACGCCAGGGAGCCAGGGGCUCCGGAAGGGCCACGCCGGGAUCCAGGAGCAGCCAGGAAAGGCGGAAUUCCAGCCGGACCCCAAGGGGCAGGAGCAGCCAGGGCCGGGCGGGGACCGGAUCCAGCCGGGUUUUCCCUUCGGAUCCUACGAGCCCUCGGUGGCCUCAGGGACAGCGCGGAGACGGGGACGGAGGUGUCCGGUUGGGAGCAGCUCCCGACGUCCCUCCGGGGCCGCCUGGCUGGGGCUGAAGGACGACGAUUUCCUGGAAUUAGGGGACGAGGAUUUCCCGGGAUUGGGACAGAAGGAUGAGGAUUUCCUGGGAUUGGGAUCAAAGAACAAGGAUCCUCUGGGACUGGGACAGAAGAACAAGGAUCCCCCAGGACUGGGAUUGAAGGACGAGGAUCCCACAGGAUUGGGAUUGAAGGAUGAGGAUUUCCCGGGAUUGGGACAGGAGGACAAGGAUCCCCUCGGACUGGGACCAAAGGACGAGAAUCCCCUGGGAUUGGGAUUGAAGGACAAGGAUUUCCCAGGAUUGGGAUCGAAGGACGAGAAUCCCUCUGGACUGGGAUCGAAGAACAAGGAUUUUCCGGGAUUGGGAUCAAAGAACAAGGAUUUUCUGGGUUUGGGAUCAAAGGACACGGAUUUCCUGGGACUGGGAUUGAAGAACAAGGAUUUCCUGGGACUGGGAUUGAAGGACACGGAUUUCCAGAGAUUGGGACAGAAGGAUGAGGAUCCCCUGGGACUGGGACCAAAGGACGAGAAUCCCCCGGGAUUGGGACAGAAGAACAAGGAUUUCCUGGGGUUGGGAUCGAAGGACAUGGAUUUCCAGAGACUGGGACAGAAGGACAAGGAUCCCCCAGGACUGGGAUCGAAAAACAAGGAUUUCCCGGGAUUGGGAUCGAAGGACACGGAUUUCCCAGGACUGGGAUCGAAGAACAAGGAUUUCCAGAAGGACGAGGAUCCCCCGGGCCCUGGUGCCCCGGGAUCCCCGCGGGACCGGGGCUGGCUCGGCGCUGCCCCGGCCCCGAAGUGGUGCCAGGCGGAGCCUCCGGAGCGGAAUUCCCACCCCCGGAGGGUCCCGGAGCCCCCCGAGCCCAGCAGGCUGGAGCUCCCCGUCGGGACACGGCCCCGUGGGCAGGUGGCAGCAGCCGUGCAGGAGAUGCCGGGUCCUGCCACACCCGCUCAGGAGGAUCCGGCGGCUCCUCCAGCCCCGCCCCACCCGGAGAAACCCCGAGCUCUCCCGUCCUGGCUCUGCCCGGAGCAUCCUGCAGCUUUCCCGGCCCAGAUGAGCCAGGAGGGUCCAGGAACUCUCCCAUCCCAGCCCCACCAGGAGGAUCUGGGAACUUUCCCAAUCCGGCCCCACCAGGAAGGUCCAGGAGCUGUGCCAUUCCAGCAGCGCCAGGAGGAUCCAGGAGCUCUCCCUUCCCAGCCCCACCAGGAUUCCCAGACUCUCCAAUCCCACCCGUGCCUGGAGCAUCCCGGCUGUGGGGUCGCCCUGCGCAGCCUCCAGGCCCGGCUGGAGGAGCUGGAAAACCAGGUGCGGACGCUGGAGCAGGAGCGGGCACGGCGGGGACCGGUCCUGCAGGACCUCCCGGAGAGCUGCCACAGAUCCCAGGAUCACCCCAGAUCCCUGGAUCACCCCACAUCCCAUGAUCACUCCAGACCCCUGGAUCACCCCAGAUCCCAGGAUCACCCCGGAUCCCAGGAGCAGCAUGAGCAGCUCACAGCGCUCCAGGCCAGGUUGUGCCGGCAGCAGCAGGACGCGGAGCGGGAGCAGAGCCGGCUCCAGGAGGCCAUGGCCGACUUGGAGGCCAGGCUGGGAGAGCAGGAGCAGCUCCUGGAGCAGGAGCGCCGCCGCGCCGCUGCCGAGCGCUGCCGGGCGGAUUCGCUGCGGGAGGCGCUGGAGGAGCAGCGGCGGCUCUCGGCACAGCUGCGGGCCAUGGACAGGGCGGAGCUGGACGAGGCCAAGGGCGCGUGGCUGGAGGAGCAGCGGGCAGAGCUGCGGGAUCGCUCCGAGGAGCGGCGGCGGCUGGCGGCCGCCUGGGCCGAGUUCCACAGCCGGGAGCGGCUGAGCCGGGAGCGGGAGGAGCAGGACAAGGAGCGCGCCCUGGCCGUGGACUCGGCGCUCAGGAGCCUGGCCAAGGAUCAGGCAGAGCUGAAGUUCCGGAGCCGGGAGCUGAGAUCCAAGGAGGAGCAGCUGGUCAGGGACAGGGAGGAGCUGGACGAGGCCUGGCGGGAGCUGAGGCUGGAGAAGGAGAAGGUUCUCCGUGCCGAGCAGCGCCUGCAGGAGCGGGAGGAGGAGAUCCGUGACCUGGCUGAGCGCGCGGCGCGGCAGCAGCAGGACGGGCAGCGGGCGCUGCGGGAGGCGCGCAGGGCGCAGGAGGAGCAGCGGCAGCGGCUGCAGCGGCUGCAGGAGCAGCGGGAGCGGCUGCGGCAGCAGGAGCAGCGCCUGCACCAGGAGCGGCGGAGCCUGGAGCAGCAGCGGGAGCAGCUCCGGGAGCUCCAGGAGGAGCUGGGCCCCGGCCUGGGAACAGGGACAGCGCUGGGGACACUGCCAGGGACACUGCCACAGACAGGGACAGCGCUGGGGACACCGCUGGCCCCUGCGGUGGCCCCGGUGGCCGCGGGGCUCCUGCCGGGCCUGGCGACGCUCCUGGCGGACAGCGGGGACCGGGCGGGCGCGGCCGCGCUCUACGGACACGUCCUGCUGCUGAAAGAGCGCGCACGCAGGGACCACGAUUUCCUGGAGAGCGAGCGGCUCUUCCUGGAGAACCUGAAAAAAGGACCCUGAGCCCCCGUCUGCAAAGAGAACAACGGCUUUUGGUAGAAAAAAAUAAAAAUAAAAGUAAAAAUAAAAAUAAUAAAUAAUAAAAAUAAAGAUAAAUUCCCUGCUGAGAACCUUCCCUCAUCUGCAAAGAGAACAGUGGGUUUUGGUAAAAAGAAAAAAAAAUUAAAAUAAAUAAAAAUUAAAAUAAAAAAUAAAACUAGAAAUAAAAAUAAA
Molecule: messenger RNA, 3518 nt
Organism: Vidua macroura (Pin-tailed whydah)
Lineage: Eukaryota; Metazoa; Chordata; Aves; Passeriformes; Viduidae
Gene: FBF1
Product: Fas binding factor 1
Exons: 23
Coding region: 18-3308 (1096 amino acids)
Biological process (GO): establishment of epithelial cell polarity; cilium assembly
Cellular component (GO): ciliary basal body; centriole; ciliary transition fiber
Source: RefSeq, a predicted model, not a curated record